Molecule: messenger RNA, 1577 nt
Organism: Larimichthys crocea (large yellow croaker)
Lineage: Eukaryota; Metazoa; Chordata; Actinopteri; Sciaenidae
Gene: rp9
Product: RP9 pre-mRNA splicing factor
Exons: 6
Coding region: 188-850 (220 amino acids)
Biological process (GO): RNA splicing
Source: RefSeq, a predicted model, not a curated record
GCUGGACUUUAACCAAUCAGACUGCACAGGAAGUCCAGCAGCCCCAGAGAAAUGCUCGCUAGCAGCUAGUUAGCACGUUGGCUGUCGUUGCAUAGCGGCAAUAGUUCACAAAUUGCGCUUUUAAUGCGGCAUUAUCCGUGAGUUCAGGAUUAUUUUUCCGAGGCGACAGUUUGUCUGUAUCAAGUCAAUGUCGGGCAGGAAGAGAACAAGAGAGAAGGAAGAGAGACGAGAGCACAAGAGACACAAGACAUCCAAACAGGAUUUGGAGAAACUCAAAACACACGCGAAGAAACUCAGCCAAGAAGUGCAAACACUGAAACACGUCGAGACAUUCUAUGAGAAACCUCCUCCAGGAUUCAUAAAGGAGCAUGAAGACAAACCGGAGGACUGUAUUCCUGCUGAACCAGGCAAUGAAGAGGCCAGGAGCUUCCUGGCACACGCUCCCACCAGGGGCCUGUGGAUGCCCCUCGGGAAGGAGGUGAAGGUGAUGCAGUGUUGGAGAUGCAAGCGCUACGGCCACAGGACAGGAGAUAGGGAGUGUCCGUUCUUCAUCAAAGGCAACCAGAAACUGGAGCAGUUCAGGGUGGCUCAUGAAGACCCGAUGUACGACGUCAUUCGGGAAAACAAAAGGAAUGAAAAAGAAACCAGGAUCCAGCAGCUGCAGCAGCUGCUUCAGGACACCACCUCCUCCGAUUCAGACAGCUCGUCCUCGUCCUCUUCCUCUUCUGACCAGCAUCGCAGCAAGAAAAGGAAAAAGAAAAAGGACAAAAAGAAGAAAGACAAGAAGAAGAGGAAAGGGAAACGGAAACACAAGUCCUCCAAAACCAGUGACUGUUCAGAUUCAGAUUGAGUGCUUGGAGCUUGCUGAUAUACAGUAUACUUGUAUACUACACGCUUUAAACAUAAAAAUAGACUGUGAAUGAAGUAGCAACAAUGGUAGAGCUCAAUAAGAACUGCACUCCAGAGAUCUUUUGUAAGUCUUUUCUCUGCAGGCCUUAAAACUGUAAAUCCACUGUGCAUGCUGUUUGAUUCUCUCCAGUGUGACAAACUGCAGUUACAUCCUCUCUGUUAGAUCGCACAGCGCAGGGUCAAAUGAAGCAGCUGCUAAAAUAAGUGUGUAUAUGCGCCUUGGUGCAAAUGCGUGUCAAAAAGCAUUAGCUGCACGGGUAAUGAACCGAAAGUGAUAUGAAAUGAUCCCACUGGUGUAAGAGAUCUUUUACUGGGUCUAAUAAGAUUGCAUGUCAGCAAAGACAGGGUGUCAUUAAGAGAUUGUACUUUCCACCAUUUUUUUUUAUUUUUCUUCCUGCCAUCUCGCCGCUUUUAAAUACUUUGAUUGUAGAGUGUUAAACGCAGAGAGGAGGGGGAAAAAAAGUCCAAAUUAAACGUUGGAGUACAGUUAGAAUUUGUCUUCCACACAAGCUUGAAUGUUUGAAUGCUUGUGACUGUACAUAAAUAUUUUGAAUUAUUUGAGGUUGGAAUAUGCUUAUUUGCUCACAAGCCACAGAGAUGGGGAAAGAAUGUAUGUGAAUGUGUUCCCUCAUUCUGAGAAUAAAGAUGGCUCUCUUUCUCCAACGUUU